GCGGCCCGCCUAUCCCUUUAAGACCCGUGUCCGGCGUUCCCGGCGGAGGUCAGCAAGGCCCGGGGCCGCCGAGCGAUCCCCUCGGAGCCCGCGUCCCGCUCCCCGAUGUGUCGGAGUCCGCGGCCUCGGCCGCCUCGGGCCCCCCGGCCGCCGCCCGGGCUGCUGCUGCUACUGCUGGCGCUGCUGCUGGACCGGCCGAGCCCCGCCGCUGCCUACUUCCCCGAGGAACGCUGGAGCCCCGAAUCUCCGCUGCAGGCGCCCCGAGUGCUGGUGGCCCUGCUCGCUCGGAACGCGGCGCACUCGCUGCCGCCGGCGCUGGGGGCCCUGGAGCGGCUGCGGCACCCCAAGGAGAGGAUCGCGCUCUGGGUGGCUACAGACCACAGUGUUGACAACACUACGGCGGUACUGCGGGAGUGGCUGGUCAAUGUGCAGAGCCUGUACCACUAUGUGGAGUGGCGGCCCAUGGAGGAGCCCAGGUCCUAUCCAGAUGAGGAGGGCCCUAAGCACUGGUCAAAUUCUCGUUAUGAACACGUGAUGAAACUCAGACAGGCCGCACUGAAGUCUGCCCGGGAUAUGUGGGCUGACUAUAUCCUGUUUGUGGAUGCCGAUAAUCUCCUGAUAAACCCAGACACCUUGGCCCUGCUGAUCUCCGAGAACAAAACUGUGGUGGCCCCGAUGCUGGAUUCCAGAGCCGCCUACUCCAACUUCUGGUGUGGCAUGACUUCUCAGGGCUACUACAAGCGCACACCCGCAUACAUUCCCAUAAGGAAGCGGGAUCGCCGCGGCUGCUUUGCGGUCCCCAUGGUGCACUCCACCUUUCUGAUUGACCUGCGGAAAGCGGCUUCUCGGGAGCUCGCCUUCUACCCACCGCACCCUGACUACACCUGGUCUUUUGAUGACAUCAUCGUCUUUGCUUUCUCCUGUAAGCAGGCAGAAGUUCAAAUGUUUGUCUGCAACAAGGAGGUUUAUGGCUUUCUGCCUGUGCCGCUGCGGGCCCACAGCUCUCUGCGGGAUGAGAUGGAGAGCUUCAUGCAUGUCCAGCUCGAGAUUCUGGUGAAGCACCCUCCAGUGGAACCUUCCCAGUUUACCUCAGUCCAGGCCAAGAUCCCUGACAAGAUGGGCUUUGAUGAGGUCUUCAUGAUUAACCUGAAGCGCCGCCUGGACCGGCGAGAGCGAAUGCUGAGGACAUUAUAUGAGCAGCAGAUCGACUAUAAAGUCGUAGAGGCAGUGGAUGGAAAGGCGAUGAACACUAGUCAGGUGGAAGCCAUGGGGAUUCAAAUGCUGCCUGGUUACCAGGAUCCCUACCAUAGUCGUCCACUCACUAAAGGGGAGCUGGGUUGCUUUCUCAGUCACUAUAAAAUCUGGAAGGAGGUCGUGGAGCGGGGCUUGGAGAAAUCUAUCGUGUUUGAGGAUGACCUUCGCUUUGAGAUUUUCUUUAAGAGACGCCUGAUGAACCUGAUGUAUGACAUAGAGGAAGAAGGCCUAGACUGGGAUCUGAUCUACAUAGGGAGGAAGCGGAUGCAGGUGGAGCACUCGGAGAAGGCAGUGCCGCACGUGCGGAACCUGGUAGAAGCUGACUACUCUUAUUGGACGCUGGCAUACGUCAUCUCCCUCCAGGGAGCCCGCAAGCUGCUGGCAGCCAAGCCACUCUCCAAGAUGCUGCCCGUGGAUGAGUUCCUGCCUGUAAUGUUUGACAAACAUCCCGUCUUGGAAUACAAGGAGCACUUUGAGAACCGAAACCUGCUGGCGUUCUCUGUGGAGCCGCUCCUCGUCUUCCCUACCCAUUACACUGGGGACGAUGGCUACAUCAGCGACACGGAGACCUCGGUCGUGUGGAACAAUGAGCAAGUGAAGACGGACUGGGACCGGGCCAAGUCGCAGAAGAUGAAGGAGCAGCAGGAGCUGAGCAACGAGGCCAAGAACUCGGAUGUGCUACAGUCACCGCUCGACAGCGCAGCCCGGGAUGAGCUAUGACCGGGGGUGGGUCGGCCUGCCGCCCCCUCAGGGAGCUCUGAGGAGGACAGACAGACAGCUGAGAGGCAGAACCCGUGCGCCAUUCAGGAUGACCAUUGAAGGUAGGGACAGCUCCUUGGCCUUGGACUCCAUCACCCUCUCCGGACCGUGGGCUACUUUGGGGAGUUGCUGCAUCUGAGGCAUCCGCUAUGCUGUUUCCCUGUAAGUGGAGGAGUUAUAUUCUUCGCUCGGGAUCCCCAGGUUCCUGCCUGGACUCCCUAGUGGGUCUGGGGCCGUCCCAGGCUGGUUCCGAGCCUCCAUCUUGUAGCUCUGCAGAUCAGCUGAGGAGACCGUCAUUGGUCACGAAAGAGUAGUGUCUCCCGGGGAUGAUCGCAGCUGCGGUCGAGUAGCCAGUCACCAGGCAGUCAUCCAUCUCACACCAAAGAAAUGAAAUAAAAGCCAACCACCUCCACCAGCACAUACCAAGGGCACCUCCGAGGCUUGGUGGGAA
Molecule: messenger RNA, 2464 nt
Organism: Tachyglossus aculeatus (Australian echidna)
Lineage: Eukaryota; Metazoa; Chordata; Mammalia; Monotremata; Tachyglossidae
Gene: COLGALT1
Product: collagen beta(1-O)galactosyltransferase 1
Exons: 12
Coding region: 106-1974 (622 amino acids)
Molecular function (GO): procollagen galactosyltransferase activity
Source: RefSeq, a predicted model, not a curated record